GGUCGUUAUAAUGUGGCAGGCGCUGUUUGUGUUAGCAGAGCGCUGGCAUUGCAACAAGGCUGAGUAUUUCUGUAGAAGGGCUGCUGGGAAAAGUGAGCGAAUGUCACUAAGAUAUUGAAGUUAUAUGUGUUACGUAGUCUUCAUUUAUUUAAACCAUUAUGUAUUUGAUUCAACCAAAAUUUGUCACAAGCUUAGCUGUAUCUGGUGCACACCCAUGUCUUUACCGCAUGCAGCAGCAGCACUAGCAGCAAUUUAGCUGUGUUCUUAGUUCAGUUGUUCCUGUCUUGCUCGGCUUUCUUCCAUGUUUCUGUGUCUCUGCCCUUGCAUCAGGCAGGUUGCCAGGCAGGAACGGCAUGUGUGCGUGUAGAUGUACGUAUGGUAUGUGCAGGUUUGUCCAGCAGCCUGCGAUGACUCAGUGUGACAGAAGGUGAUUAUUUUGAGCAUCUGUAGGGUAAAGGUGCUGCUUUCACUGCAGCGUGUUUUUUCACAUUUCAUGCCACAUCAUGAAACAAGUUUAUGAGAAUGCAAGCAGUUUCCCUGUCACUUGGCUCCUCCCUUUCUGUGUCUUCCUCUUGUACACAGCAUCAUCCUCUUCUCUCAUCUGUUUUCCUCCAUGCUCCGUCUUCACAGUUGUUCCCUCCCUUACCUUAAACUAGCUGAGUUGCUAGGCUGGAGAAAUCCUUGCUGAAUAACAUCUUUCAGCCUCCCCUUCCUUACCCUCUCCCUCCCUGCAAUUCCUCCCUGUUGGUGGUGUCAGAACAGAGGUGAAAAACAGCACAGCUACCUGGACAUUUUCCCAACACACUAACUGCUUAGAGGUCACAGUUUCUCCACUUCUCCCACUGUCUGACUCGGAUUUUCUCGCCCACCCUGUCAUUACUGUUCUGGUGUGCAAAGUGUUUUUCUUGUUCUGCUGCAUGUAGAAUCUAAUCUCCACAUAAAUGUCAUGAAACAUUAUUUUCUCACUGUAUUUUCAUUGGGUAUUAUGCCAUCUAAUUUUUAUAACUCUCUCUGUUGUCCCUCUAUGUCGUACUCUCCCUUUUCAACCGAGGUUUAAACCUCCGUUUAUGCUUUGGGGCACCAUGGAUCUAUCAGCGCCUGCUCCAGUGUUAACCCUCCUCCACUGACCUCACCUCCUUUCCUCCGUCCUCUUCCUUUCCCUCUUUCAUCUGCCCCUCUUCCUCCUCAACCCAUCCCCUCAAUACCCCCACGUCUGUGAGCCAGGGUUACCACACAGCCUCUGCUACGUCAUGGCAGGAGAGAAAGGGCCAACUAAGCGAAGCGCCAUGGACAUCAAGCGCCUGGCGAGCCUCAUCCAGAGAGGAACAGGCCGCUUGCUGGUGAUCGACAGUAGAACCUUUUCUGAGUACAAUGCUUCACAUGUGCAAGGCGCGAUCAACGUCUGUUGCUCCAAGCUGGUGAAGAGGCGACUGCAGCAGGACAAGGUGUCUGUUACUGAGCUGCUGCAACCUAAUGGCAAAGUGAAGGUGGAGCUGGGAAGGAAGCAGGAAGUGGUGGUUUAUGACCAGAGUUCCAAAGAAGCGGCGCAUCUUUCCAAAGAUGGCUUUGUGCACAUUCUCAUGGGAAAGUUGGAGAGCACCUUCCACAAAGUGUCCCUGCUCACCGGAGGUUUUGCUGCUUUCUCUUCCUGUUUCCCCGGCCUGUGUGAGGGGAAGCCUGCCACUGCUCUGCCUAUGAGCUUAUCCCAGCCCUGUUUGCCCGUGGCUAAUGUAGGGCCCACUCGCAUCCUGCCACACCUCUACCUGGGUUCACAGAAGGACGUCCUCAAUAAGGAUCUGAUGGCUCAGAAUGGUAUCACUUACGUGCUGAAUGCGAGCAACACCUGCCCCAAGCCAGACUUCAUCAGUGAGAGUCAUUUCAUGCGCAUCCCGGUCAAUGACAACUACUGUGAGAAAUUGCUUCCCUGGCUGGACAAAACCAAUGAAUUCAUAGACAAAGCUAAGGUGUCAAACUGCAGAGUCAUUGUGCACUGCCUGGCUGGAAUCUCGCGUUCAGCGACCAUCGCUAUUGCAUACAUCAUGAAGACAAUGGGCUUGUCAUCAGAUGAUGCCUACAGGUUUGUAAAAGACCGGAGACCGUCCAUAUCCCCCAACUUUAACUUCCUCGGUCAGCUGCUGGAGUUUGAGAAGGGCCUGCAGUUACUCCAGGCUUUGACUUCAACAUCUGAUGAGAACAUUUCUGAAAACAACAGCAAGCAAAGCUCUGACAUUAAUGGAGUGGACACAGGUUUCGCGAUGAACGGACAUCACGGCAACAAUGACUCAUCUGCGGCAGAUCCACACAUCCCAGCAGAACCCAAGCUACCAUCACCCAUCUCCCUCCAGCAAGGCUUCAAUGGCCUGCACCUCUCCGCAGAGAGGAUCAUGGACACUAACCGGCUCAAACGCUCCUUCUCGCUGGACAUUAAAUCUGUCUACUCCCCCAACAGUCCCCGUUGCCCCAGCCUGGCACCCACGCACUCUGAAGACGUCCCCAAGCUCUGCAAGCUUGACAGUCCAGGAACUGGCACCUCAAAUGGUGUCUGUUCCCAGUCUCCAAUCCUAGACAGCCCCAGCUCCUCGGAUUCUCCAUUCCCCUCACCAGGCAGCAGCGGCAGCAUAGGGGGUUUGGGACUCGGAGGAAGUGAAGUCCAUCGGUCUAGUUCUUCGUCCUCCAGACCCAGGAGAAAACCUAAGCACAGCUCCGGCAGUUCACCAGUCCACGCACAACCACACCAACCUCCACAGUCCCUCAGCUUGUCACUGGACCACAAGAUCCCCAACCAGGACGAGAACUUAAAAGGCUCCCUGCUCCUCUCGCUACCCUCCCUGCCCACUGUGGGGUCUGGAACCAUGUGGACCAAACACAGAGACACUGUCCAGGCCACUACUCCCGUCACACCGGUCACACCCACCACUGAUGCCCCCUGGCACUUUGGGGCAUCAGAGGGCGGUGAGAGGGGAAUGGAUCUGGGAGAGGGCGGAAAUGGAGGAGGGGAGGAGUCAUCCGUGAGGUUUGGCAGCAGCUCAGCGUAUGUGGCGUUUGGGUGCAGUGAAGGUGUGCGGUUACGAGACAAAUCUCAGAGGGAGAAGCCCUCAGCGCUGCAAACACAGAGAGACUCCACGUCAUCAUCCACCAUGUCCCUGUCCAGCAGCUCGAACAACAGCGGGCCUGUGGCGGAGAAGCAGUUCAAGCGGCGCAGCUGUCAAAUGGAGUUUGAGGACGGGAUCGCUGAAACGCGGUCCCGAGAGGAGCUGGGGAAAAUCGGGAAACAGUCAAGCUUCUCUGGAAGCAUGGAGAUCAUUGAGGUAUCCUGACAGAUAAUGGACUUCAUCAGAGGUGUCCUAUGGGGACGAAAAUAGACCUUGUUUGAAGGUGUUCAAGAAGGGGACAUAUGAGGAGGAGCACAAGGUGUUUCUUUUAUGCUCCCCUCACUGACAGUGUUAAAGACUCCAACUGAGAGAAGGACAAAUAGAGACACAAGCUGAGAGUUAAUGUGAAAAGGUUUAGCAAGCGAAUUAGCAUUGGCACCUGGACAGACAGAGCCUAAGACGUGGUGCUCAGCAGACCAUAACCAUCCUGAACUCUCAUAGAAAUCUGAAGAAAAGCCUGGAUGAGGGUGGGUGACUGUAAUUAGGUACUGAAAAUAUUCGGUCACAGAUUUAAAAAAGAAAAAAACAAAGGAACAACACAGGUUAAGUGAACGUUGCAUCCUUAUUACAUAGAAAACCCCUAUUUUGACAGAGUUUGGACAAAAACUGCUUGCCUGUGGUCAAAUGUAGUGUGCUUCAGUGGGUGUAUAUCUUGUGAUUCGAACCAAGCCCCAUGUUUUUUCGCCCAGAGCUUCACCCCGGUGUAAAGAAAGCCUCAAAACCUCGCACGACUACGUCCCCACCCCCAGACUCCCGGCAGCUCUGCAUUACAGCGUUGAUAGCUCUACAGACUCCUUUUAAAAAGCACCGUCUCCUCACAGAGAUCCCAAGGACUUAAUCAAAGGUGGUACUGCAUCAAAACAAUGAAGGAUCCUCAGCAAGGGGAAAGACUUUGAGUUGAAGACUCUCAGUGACGGGCAGUGACACGUCCCCCCCCACCACCCUACAAAGCACAGAGUGUCUUUCCUGACUUUGGCUCCCUUGUUUCAAGUGUUAACAGCGUGACGGGACUGAGGUUUCAGGAUGUUGACGAGGGUUUCUCUCUGAAGCCCUUCAUCUCCUUUAACCCACACACCCCACACACACCCCUUCACCAUUGCUCCCAGUCAUCACCUACGGUCACCACUGAGCAUGCACCAGAAAGGCUGACUACAGAGAGACAAAUACUAUAUAUACAAUAUGAAUAUAUGGACUUUUUUUGUUGUUAUAGUUUUAAUUUAUUGUACUGGUUCAUUCUGGUAAUGAGAAAUAAUAUAAUGUUUUGUGGAUUUAUUUCUUUUCUUCUUUUUCUUUUGAAUUAUUAUUGUUAUUAUUAUUAUUAUUAUUAUUUGCUGUAUGGUAUUUAUGAACACACACUCAUACAAAUACACACAUUCAACAAAUUCAAGCGAGCAAUAUGUGCUGUUCCUUCUUUGGGGGAGAGUGAUGUAUGACUUUGAAAUGCACUUUUCUGCUUUCUGAUGAACAGUUCUGAUUAUUCCAUUCACACCCUGGCAAGUUAAUAUUCCAAAAAAUGAGUUUCGAGUUUUGGUUCAUGUGAGAGCGUCGUCUGCGGUGUGGGUUUAUCACAAGCGAGGGCUGAAGCGUUCGACUAAAGAGACGUUUCAGAGACACACACACACACACACGCUACGAUCACUCACACACAGUGGAACAUUAUUUCCUGCCACUUUCAUCAGGGCUUGCAUAGCAACAACUAUAUGCAAACAGACACGCUCUCUUUCACAAGACUCCCAGUGUCCUCGCCGGAAAGCCAGCUCCAAGUUCACCAGUCGUCGUCAUCAUAGUACGUCCCAACAAAGCUGAAACCAACGCUCACACUCAUACCCGUACUGUAUUGUACCCAUGAUAUAUUCACUCCUGUAGAACAUAAGCCCAAACACACGCACCCUUUUUUUCAUUCUCAGGGGAUCUUUCAGUGAGCCAAGCCCGACACAGGGUUCAUAGCUGCUGGUACAUCAGCACAAUGCAUGUCCGUAAAGCUCCCUCGCUUUCUCUCUCUCUCUCUCUCUCUCUCUCUCUUUUUUUUAUUAUUCUUCCUAUUUUAAUAUUUGUCCAAAGCUUCGAUUUAACAAAAAUCAGCAUAACAAAAGGAAAGGGAAAAAAUAAAAGAGGAUUUUUCAUAUCCUGAGGUGAAAGAAAUGAAAACGUUGCUCUCCUGGUGCGAGACGGUUUAUUUAUUUAUGAUGUAAAAUGUGUUUCUUUUUCCUUUGACCCUUGAUUAGCUGUUAUCUUUGGCAACCUUUGACCUUUGUGCUGCUGCAGCUCCAGUAAGUUUCGGAUAGAUUCCUGUGUUCCCAUGAGGCGUGAGCAACCUCUCCCCAUCCUCCUCCCUCUAUUUUUAAGAAAUGUUGUUAGAUUUAUUUAUGACAUGUAACAAAGAUGAUGCAGGCUGUCCCAUUUGCUAAAGUUGCUGUUGUUAUCAUUAUUAUGAUUAUUAUUAUUAUUAUUAUUACUUGUAAAUAGCGAUGCAUCUAAGAACACUGAUGACUUUAGAUGAGUUUUUAAAAGAAAAUCCUGAUACCUUAGGCUGCUUGACGCAAAAAUACCUCAGGUUCUAUUGAAAGGCUUUUCCUUCCCCUGUACAUGUUUUGUGAAAAUGAGACAAAAAUACAGACAUGACAAAAUACCAA
Messenger RNA from Solea senegalensis (Senegalese sole), 5785 nucleotides. RefSeq names its product dual specificity phosphatase 8a (gene dusp8a). The record is from RefSeq and is a predicted model, not a curated record. Lineage: Eukaryota; Metazoa; Chordata; Actinopteri; Pleuronectiformes; Soleidae. Bases 1251 to 3317 code for a protein of 688 amino acids. Gene Ontology annotation, cellular component: cytoplasm. Gene Ontology annotation, molecular function: MAP kinase tyrosine/serine/threonine phosphatase activity; protein tyrosine/threonine phosphatase activity. The transcript has 7 exons. Gene Ontology annotation, biological process: negative regulation of MAPK cascade; protein dephosphorylation.